Molecule: messenger RNA, 1206 nt
Organism: Helianthus annuus (common sunflower)
Lineage: Eukaryota; Viridiplantae; Streptophyta; Magnoliopsida; Asterales; Asteraceae
Exons: 2
Coding region: 105-980 (291 amino acids)
Source: RefSeq, a predicted model, not a curated record
AAUUAAUUAUUAUUACUAGUACGCCUAAACGAAGCAACCUUUACAAUCACAAUCACAAAAUCUUCAUCUUCAUCUUCAUCUCAUCUGCGUUAGGGUUACGAAUAAUGGAAGACAUGAAGCAAAUUUUAUCCAAUAAAAUUGACAAAUCGCAACUCAAACCAGGAGAUCACAUCUAUUCCUGGCGUACGGCUUGGAUCUACGCUCAUCACGGAAUAUAUGUUGGUGAUGAUAAGGUGAUCCAUUUCACCCGGGGCGGUGGUCAAGAAAUUGGCACCGGAACAGUGUUGGACCGUAUUAUCGUAAGCUCAUCGCCCUCAAACUCCGGCGACCCUUGUUUAAAAUGCGGUGACAUGUCAAACGCUGACGGCGUCAUUGCAUCAUGUCUCAACUGUUUCCUAUCUGGCGGUGACCUUUAUUUAUUCAAAUAUUCAGUCUCUCCUGCCAUCUUCCUUGCCAAAGCUCGAGGCGGAACAUGCACUCUUGCUCUUUCUGAUCCACCCGAGGAUGUCAUUCACCGUGCACAGUUCCUCCUCGAAAACGGUUUCGGUGUGUACAAUAUUUUCAAAAACAACUGUGAGGAUUUUGCGAUUUAUUGUAAGACGGGGUUGCUCGUUUUCACAACCAUCAGUGUGGGACGAAGCGGGCAGGCAGCUUCGUUUCUAGCAGCGACUAGUGCUAUUUUUUCAUCUCCUCUUCGUUACCUGACCACUAGUUUUUCUGGUUUGGCUGUCGUGGGGUGUGGUAUAUACUGUGUAAGUAGGUUCGUUGCCGACAUUGGGAUUCGGCGUGAUGUGAAUAAAAUCUCCGUUGAGAGGCUUGUUGGGUGCACCCGUGAAGCUUUGGUUGAAGGGGCGAUGGACCUGCAGACUUGUGUGACGAAGGUUGAAGAGACUCGGGCUUUGGUUACGCAAAAUACCGAGGUUCCAGUUGAGCGAGUCGAGGUGGCUCAAGCUUGUGUUGUAUCGGGUAAGGUCGAAUGAUGGUAAAGGAAACGGAUAUGUUCUUGAACAGAAGAAAGGAAUUGUUAUUACUAUUUUAGAAGUUUUAUAUGGUGUUUGCUUAUAUGUUGUAGCGAUGCUUGUGAUUUAACUUUAGAUUGCUACUAUUAUGUGUGGGGUUAUUACAUUGUGUGGAAGCGUUGGUUUGUGUUUUUACUAUUUUUAAAAACUGUUAUGGAGAACACACAAAGCCGAAUUGAAGUUCGAA